AUGGUGUGCUGCCGCCGCGUCAACCCCUUUAGGUUCUGCUCUGGCCUCCGAUUCCUUGGCUACUCUAUGAUCCUCCUUGUUGCUGCUGUCGUGGCCCUCUCGUACUACGCCGUUGUCGUCGUUGCCUGGGGCCCUCACCUUCUACGCGGGGGAUCAUCGUCUGUUCUGGCGUUCUCUGUCGUUAUCAUCUUCCACAUUUUGGUAAUCCUCCAGAGACAUUUAUGCUUUCCUGUGCUUGAUGUACAUUGUCCGGUAUUUUCUCUGUGGAUUUGAUUUUGCUUGUAUAAUUUAGAGACUACUGAUGUUCUUUUAUAAAUAACUAAAUGCGCGAAUGGUCUCCAUGAUAGUCAAAACGUUUGGUUUGAACAAGUACAGGCGAAGGAUAACAGGUGACUACCAAGAAAGAGUCCCCACAUUGUGCAGUGCUGUUUUCGUUCUAAACUAAUUUGUCACGCUCGAAUCUCAUGCUCUGUUUCUCAACCUUCCACAGCAAUUCAACAUGGUGAAUGUACCUGGUUUCUUCUGACUAUUUCCCUCUUUGGUGCAUCACGCUGUGUCACUGAUAUUGCUUCGAAAGUUCUCCCACUGUUCACUUUGCGCAUUAAAUUUUAUAUUUUUGAUCAAUCAUUUGGGCCCUUAGAGGUGUAAAAAAACACAUUCAUCCGAGUAAAAUAUUGCUUGAACCUUGCUAGAAGUCUUUCGAUUCUUGGACAAGGACUUAUUAUUCUUGUGUCACUGAUAUUGCCUCUCAGUUUCGAAUUAGGACCCUUUCUUUGUGAGACCAACGUGAGAGCCGCUUAAAUCAUAUAAAUCCACAGUGGAAAAAUAAAAUUGAACUACCUUUUUCCAUGUAUUUUAAUAAUCGAGGUAUAUCCUUCCUGCAACUCUAAGAUCUUGGAGCGCACACCCUCACUGUAGACGAAUGAAGACACCGGGAAUCAAAUCGAAGUAUUGAGCUAUUGGUCGCCAUUGCUGGCCCGCCACCUUGGGGGAGAAAUGGAAAAAACAAGAAGACGUAGUACGAGAACAAUAUAAAGGAUUUUGAAACCUGCAUGGAAGUGCCAUAAGGUUGGCCCAUGUUUGGUAUGGCAUGAUCAAUUUUCGGUUCAAGUACCAUGCAAUUUCAUGUUUAAGUUUUGAUGCACGCAUUCCCCUGGUUAUUAACCAUGAAUAAGCACAUUGAUUAAUUGGUUUGUUUAAUGAUGACAUUUUUUACCUGCAGCUUGUACUGUUGAUAUGGAGUUAUGUAAUGGUUGUCAUCAAAGACCCAGGGUCAGUUCCUGAAAAUUGGAGGCCUAUUCUAGACGAGGAAAAUGUGGAGGUGGGCACCUCUGGUACUCUAUCAGAUAUUAUUGCUCCUGAACUUAGGGCUUCCUCCUGGUCUCCGUCAGGAAGAAGACCUGAUAUCAGCUAUUGCAGUCGCUGUCAAAAUAACAAACCGCCACGCUGCCACCAUUGUUCUGUCUGUGAGGAUACUUAUUUUGAGUAUGAGAUGAUUUAUUUUAGUGACCGUUAUUUAAUGCAAUCAUCUCUCAAUUCAUUUUUCCUGGAAAAUAACUGCGUCUCUUCCGUGCAAAGUAUUCGCAUGUUGAAAAGCUCAUCUUUGUUUUUUGGGUUCUCAUAACUUUCAGCAGAGAUUCAUGGAAAGUGAAAAUUCCAUAAAGAGAUGUUGUUUAUCCCUAAAUGGAAGCUACGGAAAUGAUUGUGUUAGAAUUUAUUGAAACUUUUCAUUUAUUAAAGUAUGCUUAGUUUAUAGGUCAAUAUUAGAAAGUUUUGGGAAAUUUGUGCAUAAAAAUUUCAGUGCAGGGAUGAAUUCUUGUAAUGAACUCUUAGGUUAGCAAGUAUUUGGUGAAAUGAAAUAUACAGUACGCUCACGUGCUGUCAUAAUGCAAGAAAAAUGCUUCUGAGAAGAGGUAGAUGGCAUCAUUAGUUAGUCCAAGAAAAAAGGAUGAAAGUGAUCCAAAGGGAUAAAAGAAAGCACAAAAUUGUUCACUUUAUAAAUUCGGUUUAAUAAUUCCAAUCCUUGAUUCGAACAGAGACAAAAUUAAGAACCCAUCAAAAGAAAAUUUUGUCUUGUUCCUAUACAAGCCUUCUCCAUCCCACUUAUCCAAGAAAUGAAAACAGUGGGGAAACUACCCGACUUCUUUCCCGAAAUGGUGAAAAUUCCUUUGAAGAAAAAAAUAUAUCCCUGCCAAAUGAUCUUUUUGCGUCCAUUAUGCAUCUCUAACCUGAUAUGCAUGCCACGAAUAUUUACAACCUUACCAAGUUUAGCAGCUGAAAAUGUACUACCUUAUAAUUUGUUGGGUUAUUUUGGUGUCAUUUUCGCCCCUCAAUGCAGAUGUUACAUCAAAAUUGUAUAUUUAUCCCCGAAGUAACAGGGUUUGACUAGUGCAGCUUGAAUUUUUCCGUGCAUUAGAACAGUAGUAGUCGUCCUCACAAUAUAUAAAUUGCAUAGGCUAUAGCUCGUGUCUUAGCCCCCUCGUAUCAAAUAUCUCUGUCAGCCACCGACCUUCUUGAACCCUCCCAUUUUCUUUCGUAUUUCCACUCUCUGUAUUUGGUAUGCUUGUGAUCCUGGUGGUGGGGUGUUGGCUGGCGAUGGAAUUCAUGUUCUUCACUCGGUUAUGGAUGCAAAUUUCAUUGCUUCUCAGGCAUCAACAACUGCGAUGUCUACAGAAGCACAGACAUUGUUUCUUCUGCCAACUCUCCUUGCUUCCCUCUCCAUCCACUCCACUCUCUUCCCUUUACUUAGGCCCAAAGUAAUUCUGGUUAAAAUGAUCGGUGUGUGAGAUUUUUUUGAAAAUAUCGAUUUGAUUUGUCUGCAUAUUCACCAAAUGAAAUGUUCAACUUAAUUCCUUUUCGAAUAAAUAUAUGCAUAAGUUUACCUUGUCUAGGCAUAAAUUGCCAUGAUUUUCUUUCCCGGAGGAUGGCAUGAUGUACUUAACAUCCAAUGCCUUGUGCCUGUAGGUCAAAGAUGUGUCCUAAAGAUGGAUCAUCAUUGUGUAUGGGUGGUCAACUGUGUUGGUGCCCGCAACUACAAGUUCUUCCUUCUUUUUCUGGUACAUCCAAACACUCUUCUCCUCAAUUAUUUCGGACCCAGUUGGUUUAGAAGAUACUAUUUAUGGCUGCAUUUCUCACUUUAAUAUCAAUGUUUUCUUUGGAACCUCAACGAAAUCUUGUGCUGCACUGGUCACCCUCUUCUCUCGUAUUCAACAGGCGUGAUUUGCAUGCAAUUCCUUCAACAGAUGGGAGAAUUUCCCUCUUGACUUUAUCAGCGGUGAAUUCUUUUAUGACCAUUUAUGGAAACCCAAGUUGAAAUCCUCCAGCCUUCAUAAUUAGUGCUCUUAUCUAGGCCCAUGUGAAGCAUAAACAGUGGAAGAAGAGCAGAUAUCUCUGAAGUCAGACUUGGUAGUAUCAGGAUAAUAUUCAUUGCUGAAAAACGUGGUACCUAAGUGGGUAGACUUUAUUUGGUGGUAUCUCAGUGUUGACUUUUUCCUUUUUGCCAAUUUUGGGAGAUGGUAAGCCUUUUUUUUUUCCCCCUCGCAACUAAUGUUGAAUAUCAGUCGAGCAAAGGGAGGAAGCUCAGAUCCAGGGAAGGUAGAUAGUCAGAAUGAGAAUCUCUAGGCCGUCUACCCUGAAUCCAACGAUUAAAACUGAAACAUUCACAAGGGUUUGGAAGCUCCAAUUCAGCAGAAAUCUUACUGCCAGGCAGAAGGGUUGAAGACUUCGUGAGGAACAUAAAUGGGCUUCUUUCUAAAAUCGAUCGUUCUCAUGGAAGGUGGCCGGUAAAAAAAAAAUCCCAAUUCUGAGGGAAUCUUGGAACACUUCAGAUCACCGUUGUCGAGGGCGUGCUUUCCGCUGUGACAUGCUUCUUCUCCCUGUGUUAACCAGGUGUAUACCUUCCUUGAGACCUGCGUGGACACCAUUGUGCUGCUUCCGCGAUUCAUCAGAUUCUUUCAAGACGCCAAGAUCCACUCCAUUUCCCCUGGCAACCUCGCCGUCGUCUUCCUAGCCUUCGGUAAUCCCCACCCCCUCCCCCCCCUCCUUCCUCAUCACCGUCCUGUUCGAUGGACUUACUUCUCGCGCUGUCCCCCUCCCGCAGUACUCAACUUAGCUUUUGCUCUGAGCCUCCUCUGCUUCCUCAUCAUGCACACGUCGCUCCUCCUGAGCAACACCACGACGAUAGAGGUAACAACGCCGGCCAUUCGACCGGAUCUAUCCAUUUUCGUCUGAUGUCGCCGCUUAACUCGACGUGUGACUCCAGUGAUCUGCGCACAGGUCUACGAGAAGAGGCAGCUUCCCCGGUGGAAGUACGAUCUAGGGAAGAAGAAGAACUUCGAGCAGGUGCGCCACCUCUUCCACCAAAACGGCAUAGCUCGUUCAUUCCAGCCGAGUAACCAAAUCGCUCAUCUUCCUCCAUUUCAGGUCUUCGGCACCCACAGAGCCCUCUGGUUCCUCCCGCUGUAUUCGCCCGAGGAUCUGCAGAGCAUUCCCUUCCUCCAGGGUCUCGACUUCCCGACGCGCCCCGACGAAGACGACGACGGUUAA
This is a messenger RNA of Spirodela intermedia, 4545 nucleotides long. Lineage: Eukaryota; Viridiplantae; Streptophyta; Magnoliopsida; Alismatales; Araceae. The record is from the annotation of a GenBank genome assembly.